Chelmon rostratus (copperband butterflyfish) is the source of this 1148-nucleotide messenger RNA. RefSeq names its product NFU1 iron-sulfur cluster scaffold homolog (S. cerevisiae) (gene nfu1). Gene Ontology annotation, molecular function: iron ion binding; iron-sulfur cluster binding. Gene Ontology annotation, cellular component: mitochondrion. NCBI's taxonomy places the organism in Eukaryota, Metazoa, Chordata, Actinopteri, Chaetodontiformes, Chaetodontidae. The record is from RefSeq and is a predicted model, not a curated record. The transcript is spliced from 9 exons. Gene Ontology annotation, biological process: iron-sulfur cluster assembly. The coding region runs from base 6 to 842 and encodes 278 amino acids.
UAAACAUGGCAACUUACAGACAGGUCGGCAGGUUGUUUGGUAUUUCAGCAAGACUUUCGCGUCCGCCUGUUUCUGUAAAUAGGAAACAAACAAAGUGCCACAGACUGAGCCACAUAACACUAUUCCAACCAAUCAGCAACAGUCUUGCAGGCAGUGGAUAUCAGAGCGCUGGAUUACACUGGCCUUCACAUAACACAGGAGUGUCUCACAGAUGGCCACAAAGCCCUCAUUGGGUUGUCCCUGGAAGGACUAUGUUUGUGCAGACGCAGGACACACCAAACCCAAACAGCAUGAAGUUUCUGCCCGGACGCACAGUACUUGAAUCAGGAACAAUGAAUUUUGCCAACCCUCGUGACGCGCACUGCUCUCCCUUAGCCAGACAGCUGUUCAGGAUUGAUGGUGUCAAGGGUGUGUUCCUGGGCCCAGACUUCAUCACCAUAUCAAAGUCUGAUGCAAAUAUGGAAUGGAAAGUUAUCAAGCCUGAUGUGUUUGCUGCCAUUAUGGACUUUUUCACUUCUGGACUUCCUGUUGUCAAUGAAAACAGCAAACCUAGUGAGGAUACAGCACCAUCAGAUGAUGAUGAUGAAGUAGUUGCUAUGAUCAAAGAACUGCUGGAUACUCGAAUAAGGCCAACAGUACAGGAGGAUGGAGGGGAUGUUCUGUAUCGGGGGUUUGAGGAUGGCAUCGUUAAACUGAAGCUGCAGGGCUCCUGCACCAGUUGUCCCAGUUCCAUUAUUACUUUGAAGAGUGGAAUCCAAAACAUGCUGCAGUUUUACGUUCCUGAAGUUGAAUCAGUGGAGCAGGUGAAGGACGAGGAGGAGGAGGAGGCCGCUCAAGUUUGAACUACACUGAAACCACAUUUUCACAUUCCUCGCUCCCCCCGGCCACAUAAUGCAAGCCAUAGUUGCAAUAAAGUGAGGUGGUGUAUAGCAUAGCUGUGUGAGACAACUCAUCAUCAUCAUCAUCAUUCAUUCAUUCAUUCAGAUGUUAUUAUGAUUGAUUUUUGUAGGUAUAGGUAUGCAGAGCUGAAUUUUUCUGUAUUUAUUCUUUCAUGUUGUUACACCAUUUCUGAGUCAGUCUCCUGUCAAAACAGCUUUUAUGGCUAAAAUAUGUAUACUAUAUGUAUAUAAAUAAAGUUUAUUGAAAUA